Vigna radiata var. radiata (mung bean) is the source of this 549-nucleotide messenger RNA. RefSeq names its product probable glycosyltransferase At5g25310. Lineage: Eukaryota; Viridiplantae; Streptophyta; Magnoliopsida; Fabales; Fabaceae. Bases 1 to 549 code for a protein of 182 amino acids. The record is from RefSeq and is a predicted model, not a curated record. The transcript has 2 exons. Gene Ontology annotation, molecular function: glycosyltransferase activity.
AUGACGUCGAACAAUAGCUUCACCCAACCAACUCGGCAACAACUUCAACAAUGGCAACGAGCGUACGAGUUCAGGAGAGCAAUGUCAACCACCGAACUAGAGAACGAGAACCAUGCUAACCAAUGCACAUUCUUAGUACAAUCGGGAGGUAACGUCUCCCUUCCAGAAAUCCACCUUUACGAAGGCAAAGUCUCCCCCAAACUUCUCUCGCCCCCAUCCAACAACACCCCACGCCGCUACCUCGCCUUCUUCUCCGGCGGUCUGCACGGUCCAAUCCGCCCCAACCUCUUCCACUACUGGAAGAACCACGACGCUGACAUUCGCGUCUACGAAUACCUCCCCAAAGACCUUGACUACUACUCCUUCAUGCUUAACUCCAAGUUCUGUCUUUGUCCCAGUGGCCACGAAGUGGCCAGUCCUAGAAUCGUGGAAGCAAUUUAUGCCGAAUGUGUUCCCGUGAUCCUUUCCAAAUAUUACGUGUUGCCCUUCAGUGAUGUGCUGCAAUGGGAGGCGUUUUCGGUGCAGGUGGAGGUUUCAGAUAUUCCCUGA